GAUCAACUCCUGCCUGAGCUGAAUGUACUGCUAAAGCUCUUGGACCAUGAAUACUUGAGCUCAACCACGAUGGAGAAGAAAACAGCUGUCUCAAACAUCUUACAGAAGCUGCAGCCCCCCACAGGGAAAGAUGUGAACGACAUGUAUAUGAAUACAGAAACACUGCAUAAUGGCACUAGCUUUGUGGAGUCACUCUUUGAAGGCUUUGACUGUGACUUGAGCAAUCUUCAGGACAUGCAAGAGGAUGAUGGAGAUGCCAAAGAAGGCAUCAGCUUGGAGCUUUCAAGGAGUCAGUUGGCUAAAAGUGUUUCAGGGGAGCCACCUCCACCAUUGCCUACCACACCUCCUCCUGAAGAUUAUUAUGAGGAGGCACUGCCACUGGGCCCAGGCAAAGCCCCAGAAUACAUUACCUCCCACAAUAGCUCCAGUCCCCCCAACUCAAUAGAGGAUGGAUAUUAUGAGGAUGCAGAUAGCAACUACCCUGUCACCAGAAUAAAUGGAGAACAGAAGAACUCUUACAAUGACUCUGAUGCAAUGAGUAGCUCCUAUGAGUCUUACGAUGAGGAUGAGGAGGAUGGGAAAGGCCAGAGGUUAACACACCAGUGGCCAUCAGAGGAAGCUUCCAUGAACCUGGUGAAAGACUGCAGGAUUUGUGCUUUCCUGUUGCGUAAGAAGCGCUUCGGGCAAUGGGCCAAGCAGCUGACGGUCAUCAAGGACAACAAACUCCUAUGUUACAAAAGCUCCAAGCACCGGCAGCCACACCUCGAGGUCCCCCUGGGCGUUUGCAAUGUUGUCUACGUGCCAAAAGAUGGACGCCGUAAGAAGCAUGAGCUACGCUUUUCCUUGCCAGGAGCAGAGGCCUUGGUGCUGGCUGUGCAGAGCAAAGAACAGGCUGAGGAGUGGCUAAAGGUGAUAAAGGAACUCAGCAGUCCCAUUGGAAGUGGACAAAGUAGAACCGAAGUUCCCACAUCUCCAUUGCUCACAUGCAAGAUGGACCAUGACAAGAGAUCCUCUCAGGACAAGCAUACUUCUGAUUCUGACAGUGUGGCAACAGCAGAAAAUUGCUCUUCUGUGGCUCGGAGGGAGACCCAUGAGCAAGGGAAAGGCAAAAAACGUGGUUUGGCUGAGUUAAAAGGCUCUGUAAGUCGAGCAGCUGGGAGAAAAAUCACUAGAAUUAUCAGCUUCUCCAAGAAGAAGCCAUCUCCUGAGGACACCCAGACAUCCUCUACAGAAGAAGACAUUCCAUGCUGUGGCUACCUGAAUGUUCUGAUUAACCAGUGCUGGAAGGAACGUUGGUGUCGUUUGAAAGGCAACACACUUUAUUUCCACAAGGACCGCACAGACUUGAGAACACAUGUGAAUGCCAUUGCCUUACGAGGUUGUGAGGUGGCACCAGGCCUGGGCCCCAAGCACCCCUUUGCUUUUCGCAUCCUCCGCAGUGGACAAGAGGUCUCUGCCUUGGAGGCAAGCAGCUAUGAAGAUCUAGGGCGCUGGCUUGGGCUGCUGCUAGUUGAAACUGGUUCCCAGACAACCCCAGAGGCUUUGCACUAUGAUUAUGUGGAUGUGGAGAAAAUAGCCAACAUCAUCAAUGCUGUGAGGCACUCGUACAUGUGGGCCAGCUCCUCCCCUGAGAACCAAACAGACUCUUCCCGUGUGUUAUAUGAUGAAGUCCCUUAUGAGAAAGUGGAGUUGGAAAAGUCAGAGUGGCCCUUGGGAUCCCAGGUGAAGCGCCAUGGCUCCUCCUGCAGUGAGAAAUCACGCCGUGUAGAUCCACAAGUGAAAGUUAAACGCCAUGCUUCAAAUGCCAAUAACUACAAGUAUGGCAAGAAUCGAGCUGAGGAAGAUGCCAGGAGGUUCCUGACUGAAAAGGACAAACUGGAGAAGGAGAAAGCAUCUAUUAGGAAUGAGCUUAUGGGUCUGCGUAAGGAAAAGCGGGAGCUGCGGGAAGCCAUGAAGAGCAGCUCAGGAAAAGACCUCAAAGACCUGGAACAUCGCAUUGCAACCCUGGAGGAGCAAUGCAAAGCCAAUGAAGCACGGCGCGUGGACCUAGAGCUCAAGCUGACAGAGGUGAAAGAUAGGCUGAAGCAGUCUCUGGCAGGAGGACCAGCUUUGGGGUUAACUGUGACAACAAAACCUGAAAACAAGGAUGUGGCUAUCCAGCCAAAUGGAACUCUCCCAGAGCACUUGGUGCCAGUUAACUGUGCAGCAGAAAUGAGAAAGCGGAGUCCUUCCUUACUCCCUGCCAACAAAGGGAAUGUGCUUCAGAAGGCCAAGGAAUGGGAAAUGAAGAAAACAUAAAGUGUCACUGGACCCCAUCCCUGAGGAGGACUCCUCCGAAGCAAUGGGACACAUUUAUGAAAAGGUUGAGACAACACAAACGCCUUUUCAUGCUUCAAGCAAACUGCAGAAGGAUAUUGAGGGAACCUGGUUCUUCAGCAGGAACCCACCUUCCAGUGAACAAAGGAUUAACAAACUGAUGAGCUUUUGAGAACUGGUUUGGGUAAACUGGGGAGGGGGGACUUUGGGAAAGAGGGUGGGCAAGGGAAAUCCUUUCAAGGAUUUUUUUUAAAAAAAGCUGUGUUCUUAAAUACCCUUUUUGAAUGGCCCAGCAGGAGCAUUUCAAAUAGGUCUGGCAUGCCAGCUAUCUGGACUUUAUCAACUUUGUUCUUUGGUAAUGAAGCUACAGGAGAAUGCCUACUUUGGUUUAACAGGAGUGAUGGGAGGGAUGAUGAGGUGGUUCAGAGAUCCUCACUCAAGCUAGCCAAUGACUUUGAGGAAGCCAUCUUUUAAACUUCCUUGUGGAAGUACCUCUCAUACUUGAGGGCAGGUGAGCAUCCCUCACUUCUACGAAAUGAGGCAUGGCACAGAGAUGCAUUGCAGUCAGUUCUCUGGAAAGAUGCUGUUUACAGCAUGUUUUGCUGUUCUGCUCUGCAGCCAAACUCUAUCAGAGCAAGUAUUGUUGAUUAAACAGGGGCACAAUGAAGGAUCCAUGAGAAAGACAACACUAUCAACAUGGUGCUUUGUUUUAGCUCAGGACUGCCAGUACUGACCUAGGUGAGGAGUCAGCUUUCACUGUUUCUCUCAGGCUGCUAUGUAACAUUUUUAAUGUGUCAGAUAAAAUCAAUAGCUACAGAAGGUCAUGAAGUAUUCAUUUCCCCCACUCCAUAAGAAAGUCUAUGAAGUUCUCCUGCCUUACUGUUGUUACAGUCCAUUUGUCCACUCUCCUGCUUUUUGCUGUACAGCAAAGCUGGACUCCCCUUACAAUAACAGGUGAGACAGAACAGCGAAUAAAUAAACUGAAAAUGCAAGAAAUCAGCUUCUACAAAAUGUUUCCCACCUCCAGAGUUAUUUUUAAAAGGACACUGAGGUCAAUAGGACUGCUCCUGAAGGCUUUUUCCUCUGUUAAAUAUCUCUGGAAGACACUUGAAGCAAACUUGAUCAAUGUUAGGUUCCUAUCAUCCCAAGUGAUAUACACAAUAACAGGGACUUUACUGCCUUUUCUGUUUUAUAAAACCCUUCUCUGAUAAGGGCUAUGGUUGCACAUUUUUUUGCAUUGUAAGGUGUCUGUCUCCGUGCGCAUAUGGUCUCUGGUCAAUUGCAGAUCUGUCUGAUUAAGAGAAUGUGAAGAGAAAACCUGAGAGAGGCCUGAAGAGGCCCCAAGGUAAAAGCCAUAAUAAACACCUGCAAUUGUCCUCCUGCUGUGCCAAUUUCCAAAAGACCAGAAGCUGUAGUGACCUAGUUUCCUUUUAUAAGGGGAGGUGGGUGGGGUGCUUGUAUCUCUCCGGAAGCAUAUUGUGGCAUACUUUUUAUUAUUUAAGAAUUGUCUGCACUUUAAGAUCUGGAUCCUCUCCCUUUACCACCCCCAAAUAAAAGAUGAUCUUUGUAGUGAA
Sceloporus undulatus (fence lizard) is the source of this 3890-nucleotide messenger RNA. It is a transcript of the gene AFAP1L1, whose product is annotated as actin filament associated protein 1 like 1. The record is from RefSeq and is a predicted model, not a curated record. Lineage: Eukaryota; Metazoa; Chordata; Lepidosauria; Squamata; Phrynosomatidae. Gene Ontology annotation, cellular component: cytosol. The coding region runs from base 70 to 2298 and encodes 742 amino acids. The transcript is spliced from 18 exons. Gene Ontology annotation, molecular function: SH3 domain binding.